AUGCCGAAUUCUUCUCGGGACAUUAUUGUAACGUUUACGCCUACUUCCGACACUGAAUUCGUCUCAACAGCGCAAUGUAGCGUAGUGGGAAAGAGUGAAGGUCUUAGCUUGGAACUAAGAGGUCGCGGUGCUGGGCCGGAAAUCGCGUUCUCUUUCAGGUCGCUAAAUGUUGGGAAGAUAUUUUCUACAAUAGCUCAUGAUUACGAGCUAGUCCUGCAGAAUAUGAGCGAGAUCACGGCAGCAUUCUCCGUUCAUUCGCAGUCAGAUGGUUUUACUACCACUCCUUCGAUGGGAACGAUCAUGCCAAAUGCCUAUCAGGCGAUUGUGCUUACUCUUUUGUCAUGGCGUUUGGGUCCAUUUGUGGAAAACAUCAGUUUCACAUUUGAGGGGAGCUCAAGGGUAGAAACAUAUUUUAUAUUUAUUUCUAGUGGAGAGACUAUUGCACCCAAGUUGUCGAUAGAUCCACCGCUUCUAGAUUUCGGUACGAUUGCAUUUGAUUUUGCUGCGACGAACUCGGCUACUAUCCAGAAUUUAUCAUCCUUUCCGGUUUCUGUCUUCUUCACGGUCAACAAAAGCAACUCAAUUUUGUGUACACCGUCCAAAGCAUACCUCGGACCGACGGAUUCGAUUACUUUAAAUGUUACAUAUUUGGCCUCGGAAAUAGGCUGUGUUAAGUGCUCAAUUCACGGGAUUAUACAGCCAAAUACGGUGACAAAUCUUCAGCUCCAGGCUCAAGUUAAGGUCACGGGGACCGUGUUCACUUUAGUGCACAUUUUGGUAGCUGGGGCCGACUACAAUCCGUUGAUCGCUGAGGUGAAAUUUCAUUGUGAAGGUCCGAUUAUAGUCCUUAGCUCGCACGAAUUGGACUUUGGGAAAAUUCCUGCCCUCGUGCCAUUUCAACGUCUCAUUCAGCUUCGCAAUGAAUCUCCCAUUGAAGCCAACUUGUCGGCGGUUCAAAUUAAGAAGACGAGUGCUUUUUCAAUAUGUCCAAAGGAAUUGACCAUUCCACCAUUUGGUUCAGCCGAAAUUGAGGCGACAGCCUGCGCCAACGAUGUUGAUGUUGAAUUUAACAGCAUUGUGGAAGUUCAUGUAGCUGAAUCACAGAAUCCCCCACCCACCAUUUACCUAAGAGCCUUUGGUCAAGGAAGCACGAUCACAUUUGAUCCCGAGGUUCCCCUUUGUCUCACAUUUGGCCAGCAGUUCGACACUUUUCCACACACGCGAGCUUUUCUGGUGAAAAAUUGUGGCCGACGUCAACAGCGUCUUGUCUGGACGGUUGAGAGUGUUCAGAGCACACAAACGACGCAACAAAACGAGCCAACCACUGAAGCUGCUUACAAUAUUGUGUUGGAGCCACAAAAAUUUGAACUGCAACCACUUGAAAGCGUUGAUUUUUCUUUGAAAGUCUUUUCGUCACGACCCCAGAAAAUCACGUUCAACCUUAAAUGUUUCACAGUGAUAGAUAACCAUGGACACAAACGAUUAAUCAAGGAAUGCGCUGUUUCAGCCGAAUUUAUUCAACCAAUGGUGGAGAUUAUUCCGAAUCCUGUAGGCUUUCGGAUUCUGAAAGUCCCCGACGAAAUUCUUAGAGAAGUCUCCCAAGAUAUUUUGAUUAAAAACACUUCCGAAAUACCAACGACUUUUCUCCUAACCAUUGACCCUCCAUUCUUUUUCCGUCCACACGGAAGCACCACUCAACAGUUGGAACUUGUGCUUCGCGGUAAGGAAGAAAGGAAUUUUGUUCUUGUGUUUGAUCCAGCCUUCGCUGAACAUGACCGGAAAAAUGUUAUUUUGAAAAAACGAUUGAACCUCUCCACCUUAGAUCAUCCCUUUAAGUUUGGGAUUCCAGUUCAUGGUGAUAUUGCAUUUCCUGGUCUACAUUUGGAAACUGACACUGUGGAUUUCGGAUGCAUUCUGAAUGAAAGUAAAUCAGUCAAGUCCAUGGUGCUUCACAAUAACAGCCCCAUCGAAGUAAAUUAUCGGUGGAAGGUUACGAGGGGUAGAAUUUCGUCGAACGAGUGUGUAAAGUUUAGAGGGGUGACACGCUCGAAAUCCCAGGAGAAAUUCCUAAUUCCCAAAGCACCAAUUCGUCGCGUUGCGUCAAUCGCAAAUAUAGACACAUUAGACAUAACUGAUGUCUUCAGCAUCGAUCCUGAAUUCGGUUCCAUUCAAUCUGGAGGCCAUAUUUCUGUCACAUUUGAGUUCAAUGGAAAUGCGAAUAUAUCUGCUGAAUGCACUGCUAUUUGCUGCGUCAAUGGUGGGAUGGAUUACGAUGUAUUGUUACGAGGUGAAAGCUCGACCUCAGAUUGCUACAUUCGAGUAAAUGAAGUUCCGUUUGGAGAUAUAUUAUUUCUUAAACAAGAAAAACGAAUUCUGCGAAUUUACAACGCAGGAAAAGUUCCGAGUUUCUUCGCUGUAACUCACGAAAGGAAUGAUGCCGGUCUGACUUUCGAGCCGUCUACCGGAGAAGUACCACCACAAGGCGUGGCUGAAGUUCAGGUUCACAGAAAUAUAGAUUUACCGAUACGACUUUUGGCCAAUGUGGUUGCUCCAGAAGUGAAAAUUAGUGACGACAACCUUGACUUUGGUGAAGUUUUUCUCAAUGAAGCGAGGAUAAUAUCCGUGCAAUUGCACAAUCCAACGGCUUUACCUAUUACCUGGAUCCACCCGACAACCACAACCACAUCUCUUGAGUGUCUACCCAAAUGUGGCACAUUGAGACCCGAUCAGAAAGAGAAUAUAUUUGUAAGUUUGAUUAAAUUCAAUCCCAAAAAAGCAGGACUGAUUAAAGAGGAAGUACUAAUCAGUUUACCUGAUUCCAGUACUUCUUUCCCAAUCAAAUGUCAAGGUUGUGGCCUUGAGCCCCAAUUGUUGUUUGAACCAAGUUGUGCGGAUUUUCCACCUUUGCUUCCUAAUGGUGAUGAAUCUAAGAUGACUCUCAUCGUCAAGAACCCGUGCCCAUUUCCAGUGGAGUUUUACAGCCUUCAGUACGACCAAGUUCACAUGAGGGAGGAUUGUGCUCUUAGCUGUUUACAGGAGUUUGGUGAGACUGACGAGCUGCUUUUGCCAACAAGAGGACCAGGAGAGAGUUUGCCUAGAGCGAUUUUUGAGCACUCCGAGUUGUUAACUCAGUCCGUCCUCGGUAAUCCAAAGACGGGUCGUGUAAGGAGUUCGAAGCAGUCUCCCAGUUCGUCAAGAAAAAAACCACAACCUUCAACUCCACCUGACUGUAUAAAGACCUUCAAGAGAUUUGUGGAGGAGAGGCGCAUUAAAGUAGAAGAGGGAGGGAUCGUUGUUCUCGUCUUUGGUUCACCGAUUUCUGGGAAAACUGACUUUUCCAAGGCACUUGCUGCGCAUUACAAUGCGGCUUACAUAAACGUAGAAGAAGUUCUUCGAGAUGUCGAUCCUUCUAUUGCAUUGGCCUCUGAAGACGCCGCGCCUGACGAAUCCUUUCUGACGACUCGUUUUAUGCAAGACGACUGCAUUUUUGGUAUCAUUUUGGAUGACAUAAAAUCUCGCGACAGAUGUGAAAGUGUGUUGAAGGUAACUGGCAAACUCCGAAAAAACGUGUUUGUCGUGACACUAAUCCGCGAACUGGACUCCGUAAAACUAGCAGAUUCGCGUUAUGAGGAGGCUUUGAUUAUGGCAGAGAAGCGCGCGUUUAUGAGAAAAGUGGAGAAGUACAGGAGCAUGGAGGAGUGGGAAUAUGAUGCCUUACCUAGAAAUGCGCGCGAGGAAGUUGAUCGUGUGCUGGCUGAGUCGAAACGCAGACAACACGAGGAGGAGUUGGAAAAUAAAAGACUGAUCGAGGCGCGUGAAACCCUUCAGUCUGGAAGAACUUCGGAAGCAGACAUCGCAAACAACGAAAAAUACGCUGAUCUUGAAGCCAGUUUCAGGAAAUUCGACAAGGAGCAUGUUCGAAUUUGCGACCUCCUCCGUACCUGGGACCAAGGGAACCAAAGACAAAGGGCAGAUAUUCCUCCACUGUCUCCAAUACGUGUAGACGAUGAGAAUGACGAUUCGACUAAGAGAUAUGAGACUCCAGCAGUUGGGAUUCCGCACUUUAUAGUUCAAUCCAAAUUACCUAAUGAGUCCAGCCUUACAGUAUUGGACCACUUCUAUGAGCAACCGGAAGAUGUAGUGCGGGAAAAGCCAAGCACCUCUGUCCUUGUAGGCAGAAUACUUCCGAGAUUGCCAAGUUGUGAAGAAGUACGACGUCAACUGGGGUAUGGACCCCUUUCUGUUGAAAUUCCAGAACCGGCGACUUUCUCUGUCGUGUACAAACCGCCCACUACCAGAAGCCUUCUUCAUCAGGAGUCGUGCUUCAUGAUUGUCGUCCCUCAGGAGGCAAGUGCAACACUCCAUUCUGCAUUAAUGGAGGUAUCUGGAAUAUUCGAGUUUGGGCCCCUCCUUGCCGGAAAAUCGCGUGAGCGGAAGGAAGAACAACAAAUUUCUCUACUCAAUCCAACGCCAAUGCUGGUCGCUUGGACAUGCGAGAAAGCAGAGCUGCUGGAAGACGCCAUUUUUUCUGUCACCCCAACUGUUGGUGUCCUUGAACCUAAUAACGUAGAAACAGCUGUAAGAGUGGAGUUUAGAGCUCCAUCGAAGCCUGGAAAGUUCUUUAUAAAGAAAGCUUUGCGUUUUAUCGCCACGGAUAUACGAAAUUUGGUGGAACCCGUGACAGUUCACCCGUACAUCGGAAUUCAAGCCGAGGCCGUUGAUCCAGAAAUUGAUUUGGUGUUGCCCAAAGAAGGAAUAAAUUUUGGGCUACUGAGGAUUGACGAGGAGGCGAAGCGAUCCAUAGUGCUUAGGAAUAAUGGCCCAUUGAAGAUACGAUAUAGCUUCAAGAUCUUUCCGUCAAAGGAAAUUGCCUUUGGUGCAGUUGCAGUUAACACUAGAACGUCAGGUCAGGUAACAAUUGAAAAUGGCGGUGCUUUUGAUCUGCGUUUUGCCAUUUUCUCGGCGGUUCGAAUGCAGGAAAUGGUGUCUGCGAAAGCGGCGAGAAGUUCCCUCAGACAGCGUUCAAGCGGACCCGGGCCCUCAGACGUGACUGGCGCAAGUCGUGUAACUUUGAGUCCGUUUACGAUUUCUCCAGCCAGUGGGACCAUUCCGGUCGGAGGUAAACAGACCAUUUCCGUUGAAUGCUCCGUUGGCGCCAUUGCAAAAGUAUACGAAGAGAUUGUUGGUGGAGCAUUUAUUAUAGAGGAAAAUAGUUUCCUUUUCGAAAAUGCCUUAAUAGGCACCUCCACCUUCGCGACAUUCAAAAUUUCAAACACAUCUAAAGUUGCCGUGGACGCGAAUUUUUUUCUGAGAUCGACUGAAGCAGAGCGUUUAGAUAAACGGCACGCCGUCGCAUCCAGAAUGAAGCAAGCCGACGUGGGCAUUGUGGAGGCCUUUGAAGUGAUUCCCACUGCAUCUCUAAUUGAGCCUUAUCGUUCUGUUUGGGUUCAGUGCCAAUUUACUCCGAAAUCUCUGCUGACCUACUCCGCGAAUUUCGAGGUCGAAUUUGAGGGUCAAGGUGCCGCACCGCCCCUGCGGUUUAAACUGUGCGGCAAAGGCGAAAUUCCACGUGUUGCGAUAACCGCGCCAGUUUCAAUUAACCACCGUGGAAAUCCCUAUUUAGUCUUUUCCUCCCAAGUGAACUCGCGCACUAUGGAAGUCCGUAACACGGGACAAAUUGCAUGUCGGGUAGUUGCCGAAGGCAAUAAAUAUGAGAGCGAAGUCAUAGAAUUGUAUGGACUGGUUCCCAACAGCGUUCUACACGGUCCCGUGAUCAUCGAAACACCAAGAUCGGAUCAAGUGCGAGCUGAUGCCCUUCAUCUAGCACUGAAUCCUUACUUCAACGCUGAAAUUCCCCCAAGUUGUUUGGGUCCUGCCUGGAUGUCAGAUUUGCAAGGUGGAGAUGUUGAAGAAAUCCUUCAAAAUCACUUGAACUUCGGCGACUGCUACGUUGGAUGCACGCUCAGCAGUCAUUUCGUUCUGCGCUAUCCAGAUAUAAAUGGGGAGCGUUCUGAAAUUUCUCUUGCCACUUCCAUAGUGGAUAGCUCCCCCUCUUUUAACUUUGCCUGGCCACACGACCAUCCAAGUCUAAGAUUUGAACCACCAAGUGGAGAGUUGCGCCCGCACACUAGCCUCAGGAUUUGUGUAUAUUUCCAUAGUGACCAGCCUGUCAAAUACCGAUUUUUUCCCGUGAGAUGUCAACUCACUGAAGCCCCUAACUUCGAAUCUUCCGACGUAAGUUGGCACAAUAGCCUUUACAGAAAUUGUGCGAUGAUACAUAUCUGGAUACGCGUUAAAAAUAUUUCCCAGAAGAAUCAAGGCUUUGGCUACGAUGAACUAGCACUGGGUGCUCGAAGUUACGAACCACCCCAGAAUCAAACUCCGUUAACCCAACAGAGUUUGCGAAAAACGAAAUCAGCGCGAUCAAAUAAUUUACGGGAUGCGAGUGGUACGGGAUCUAAGUCAGCUCGUGAGCCUCUCAAUCCAAAGUCACCUCAGAAAGAGGAGUUUUUUGUCACAGAUGACGAGAUGAGCAAUGGCGCACUAUUCCUCGAACUUCUUUUUACAGCCGUCUGCGAUUUUGUUGAAUACGAACUUGAGAAGACGUCGAUUAAGUUUCCUGAUACAGCUAUAUGGGGCAAAUCAGUACAGACGCUACAAAUUCGGAACACGGGAUUAGUCACAAUGACCUUUACCUUUGCAACCGCAAGCUAUGACCAACCGUUUGAAGCUGAGCCUUCUGAGUGUUUGAUCCUGCCAGGACAAAGUUUGCCCCUAAAGUUUGUGUUCUGUCCAACAAAACCCGGCACCUUUGACAGUGUUUUUAACUUGCUCGUGCCCAAUACAACGGAAACUUGUGACCCUCAAAAGUCUAUUACCGUAAUCGGCAAGGCUUUUGUUAAACCAAUCAAACUAGCACUUCCGAAAUCUGACUACCAACCUAAGAAUCCUCAGUGUGACCCGUUUUGGCACAGUGCGCAGGUACUUGAAAUUGUGGCCACCGGAAAUGGCAGAAAAGUUACCAGUGUGUCUCCGAAUGCCGGAAAGAUACCACCACUGGGAGAAGCUCUCUUACAAUUUACUUUCCAACCUCGCAACAUGGUUAAGGUUCCACUGCUUGAUUCGAUGGUAUUUGGGAUUGUGGCGAUUCCAAAUGGACCUUCGUUUGCCCUUAAUCUUUGCGGACAAUCCAAAAUGCCUACUAUAGAGUUCUCACCAGGUCAUUUAAAUUUCGGCCAUCAAUUUGUUCAGGAUGAGGGGCUUGGUGUGUCUACCCUUCCCUUAAUCAUUACAAACAAAGACCAGGAGAAGCCCAUAUACGUUGCUUUUGAAUCAUCUACCUUAGUUGAAUUCGAGUGUAACUUUAGUUCCAAGAUAAUUGAGCCUGGGGCUGCUGCGAAGGCAUUUGUUACCUUCUUUCCCUCAGCAUGCAAAACCUACCGAGGGGAAUUAAAGUUUUUACUAAACGAACAGGCACAGGUAAGAGUGCUUGCUAGUGGAGAGGGAACGAAAAUCAACCUCACAAGCACUGUAACUCUUGAAUUCAAACCCUACCAAGUUGGGAAAUUCAACGGUUGCCUUGAGGUCUUCAAUCCUGAAUUAGGUCUCAGCGUUUAUGACCUGCAGCUAGAAGCUGUCGAUCCAAUACCAGAACAACCCGUUAAACUUAAAACAACCCUUGGACUUACGGACACCGCCAUGGUUACGGUUUCUAAUUUGAGUCGAAACAGGGCCGAAUUUACUUGCAAGAUCAAUGACCCUGCUUUUCGCUGUGAUAAGUUGCUUUUUGUGGCUGCUGGUUCUUCGACAGAGCUUCCUGUUACAUUUGAACCACACAAAUUGGGCAUUUUUGAGGCCUUAUUGCGGCUUUCAAGCAGCCAGGCGGGAAGUUACAUAUUCCCACUUCAGGGAGUUGUUGAACCACCGUCACCCCAGGGUCCAUUCGUCCUUUCAACGAUGAAAUCGACCAUUUUGACCGUCAAAAAUGUGUUCUUCGAACCCGUGGAGUUCUUCGUGCAGGUUGACAAUGCUGAUUUUCAUGUUGACUGCACAUCGAAAAUUGUCAAACCACACAAAGAAUUGAGAUUGGCCGUUACACUGAAGUGCAAAGAAUACCAGACUGGUGUGUUCGGGAAACUGGUCGUUUAUUGCGAAAGAAAUCCUGAUGAACCUGCCCAAUCUACUGUCGCUUCAUCGAAAAGGAUUGAAUGGAUUUUUUAUCUCAAAGGACCUAUCGAAGGGAAAGCGCUAAAAUAA
This is a messenger RNA of Mesocestoides corti, 8256 nucleotides long. NCBI's taxonomy places the organism in Eukaryota, Metazoa, Platyhelminthes, Cestoda, Cyclophyllidea, Mesocestoididae. The record is from the annotation of a GenBank genome assembly.